GGGGCGGUUACGGGAAGGGGAAGGAGAAAGGAUGACAGCAAAGGGGCGAGGGCUGGAGGGAGAGUGCAAUGACAGAAGGGUGGCCGACAGACGGGAGCAAGUCAACGCUCCCAUACCCAGAUUUCAGCGACUCACCGGGCCUCGCACAGAUCCACGAUGCGCUUCAGUCACGGACACCUCCGCUGCCCCUCUUGCCGCCGCCGCUGAUUUCGUUAUGUCCGCCUGCGACAAUCCCACCUGCGCCUCCCUCCCUCCCGCUCUUGCCUGCUCCGACUCUCCACUCCCGCGUCCAGUCCCAGCUCAGACUCGCGGCCGCUUGCAAAGCUUUGAGGGAGGUGUUGCUGAGUUGGGUAACUUGUUUGGUGGUUGUUUUUUGGUCAUUGACACGAGCCAUCGCCAAUUGGAAACAAGCGCAAGGAAGAGGCCACGCCUUUGUCGAAAGAGAACCAAUAGGAACAUGUAUUCCCCCUGCGGCAUGGUGGGCCGAAGAUGGGCGGGCAUUAGCAGCGCCCCCGCGUCUCCAUCCCGUCCUCCCGCUUGGCCUUCAAUCAAUAGAAUGGACAGGCAAAGACUUAAAACCACAAAACCAACAAUUAAAUCAGUUAAGACCUGGACGGAGGAGUCAAAAUUAAAGCUGCAGGCCUGCUUUGACUGCACUGAUUGGAAUAUUUUUGAAGAUACCUCUGCAGGUACUGUAACAUCAUAUGUCAGCUUCUGUGAAGACCUGUAUAUACCGACAAAGACCUUGCGAAUAUACAGUAACAACAAACUUUGGUUCACACCUAAACUUAAGCAGCUACGACAUUCCAAAGAGGAAGCCUACAGAAAAGGUGAUAAAAUGCUGUACAAUCAGGCCAGAAAUGUACUAACAAGGGAGAUCAGAGCAGCAAAAAGAAGCUAUUCUGAAAAGCUAAAGAAUCAGUUUUCAGCAAAUGAACCAGCAAACAUGUGGAAAACUCUUAAAAAUAUCACCGGCUAUGGCAAACCUCCCUCCCAGGCUGAAGGAAAUCAACAACUGGCAGAUGACCUGAACGUGUUUUACUGCAGGUUUGAAAGGAAACUACAGCCACCUAUCUCCAUAACCCCCAUCUCACCAACAACAGCCAAGCCUCCUACAACUGACCUCAUCCCAUUGGAUUCACAACCCCUAGUGAUCACAGAAAAGGAAGUGCAGGACCUAUUUCACAGACAAAAGCCAGGAAAAGCUCCAGGCCCAGACAAGAUAACUCCUUCUUGCUUAAAAGUCUGUGCUGACCAAUUGGCCCCCAUCUUCACCCAUAUCUUCAAUAAAUCACUAGAGAUGUGCUAUGUUCCUUCUUGCUUCGAACACUCUACCAUCAUCCCAGUGCCGAAGAAGCCCACUAUCAAGGAACUGAAUGACUACAGACCAGUUGCUUUAACAUCUGUAGUCAUGAAAGCUAGUGCUUUCCUACUUGAAAACCAUCACGGAUCCGCUGUUAGACCCCUUGCAAUUUGCAUACCGAGCAAAUAGAUCAACAGAUGAUGCUGUUAAUAUGGCUCCCAGGGGUGAAAUCUAAAAACUUUCCCUACUGGUUCUGUGGGCGUGGCUUAAUUGGUGGGCGUGGCUUGGUGGUCUGAUGGCUGGGAGGGUGUGUCCAAUAACAAUAAAUAAUAAAAAUAAUAAACAAAGUAUAAAAACAAUAAGAGGUACCAAAAACCAGCUUUCACACUUUACACACACACAACACAACACAACGGGACUCACAUACAGUGUAAAAGCAGCUGCACUUCAUACUUCACACAGCCACAAAAAGCUCAAAAGCCAACUUUCACACUUUACACACACACAACACAACUGACACACACACACACACACACAAAAUACCACAUACAGCUUUCUGAGAUUUUGUAUGUUUGUGUAGUUAGAGUGAAACACUACAGAAACACACCAAAUCUUAGAAAGCUGCACAAAUAUUUUAUUAUUUUAUUUUAUUUUAUUGUGGACUUCAAUUCCCAUAGUUCCUCAGCAAGGAAAUCCAGACAGCAUUAAUCACUCAGUGAUGAAAUAGAUUAGCUAAGUUUAGAUUAGUUCUGUCUGGUGCUAAAAACAAAACUGGGGCUUUCCGGCUGGGAAAAAAGCCAUGAGGUUGAUCAGUAAUCAGGUAAGUGCCUUAGAAUCUCUUAAAAGGAGGUUUUCUAUAUGUUUCUACAGAAAACAUGUUUUUUAAGGUUCUGUUGAUGAGGAACUCAGGUGAGAUCCCCAGAGUAGCCUUUAAAUUUUUUUUGUUUAAGUUUAAAGGCUCUGCCGAUCUCAGCUGAGGGGUGGGAUCCUCAAAGGCUUUUUUUUACUUUUAAAGGCAUGUUUCGGCUGAAGCAAAACCUUCUUUUAAAAGUAAAAAAAAUACCCUCUGCUGAUGGUGGGGCUCAGCAGAGGCAUAGGGGGUGGGGCCAGGGAUUUUUGCUACCGGUCCUCCGAACCAGCCGCCGCCAUUGCUACUGGAUCGCGUGAGCCAGUCCGAUCCAGGAGCAUUUCACCCCUGUCUGCACUACAUCUUACAACAUCUUUUUUUUUUAAUUGAAAAAGUUUUUACAAAAAAUUUUCACCCUCCUUUUUU
Messenger RNA from Ahaetulla prasina, 2576 nucleotides. RefSeq lists its product as uncharacterized. The transcript has 3 exons. The coding region runs from base 69 to 632 and encodes 187 amino acids. Lineage: Eukaryota; Metazoa; Chordata; Lepidosauria; Squamata; Colubridae. The record is from RefSeq and is a predicted model, not a curated record.